Messenger RNA from Oreochromis niloticus (Nile tilapia), 3934 nucleotides. It is a transcript of the gene wnt4, whose product is annotated as wingless-type MMTV integration site family, member 4. The coding region runs from base 628 to 1686 and encodes 352 amino acids. Gene Ontology annotation, cellular component: extracellular region. The record is from RefSeq and is a predicted model, not a curated record. The transcript has 6 exons. Gene Ontology annotation, biological process: neuron differentiation; multicellular organism development; canonical Wnt signaling pathway. Lineage: Eukaryota; Metazoa; Chordata; Actinopteri; Cichliformes; Cichlidae. Gene Ontology annotation, molecular function: cytokine activity; frizzled binding.
UAAAGUCAGUGCACACGCUCUCUCUUCUGCCAGACGCUCAAGGAGACGGCAGUGUGUGAGGAGGACCCGCGCGUAUUUACGCUCAGAGCGCGCGCGCGCGUGUGUGUGUAUGUGUGUGUGUGUGUGUGUGCGCAUGUCUCGGGGUAAGGUCGGAGAUCCCCCAGCACGCUGACAGGAGAGCCCCGCUUGUCUGAGAGCGGCAGCCGGCAGCGGGUGAUAAAGCUUUAAGUGAAGAAGAGCAGCGGGAGGAAGAAGAACCGGCGGAGAGCUGCUUCAUCUUGGCUUUUAAACUUGACUGCUCCUCCACGCGCUCUCCCCGGUGCAGAGAAGGAAAGCAAACAAGUUGAUUCCGAAAAAGGGUCGAUUCAGCCAAAGCUGCACUAGACUUAUUUUUUAAAGCAUCCCUCUGGAGCCCCUCUCCCCGUCCCUUCUGAGCGCGCAGUGACAGAAGGAGGGACGGGAGAACCGGGCAGACGGACCGUGAAGCUGCGCGUCUUCCCCGGUGCAGGACCCACUGGAUGCGGGAUGAUGGAUUAACAGCCUAGACUGUGCCGCUUGACGCACGACCUCCUUGUCCACCUCGGGAUUAUUUCAGCUCUCACUGACCCCCCCUCCUUCAAUCUCGAGAUGACCGAGGAAUAUGUUUUGCGGUGCGUCCUGAUGCUCUGCUGCGCGCUUCUCUCGGCCAACGCGAGUAACUGGCUGUACCUCGCCAAGCUGUCAUCAGUGGGGAGCAUCAGGGACGAGGAGACGUGCGAGAGGUUACGAGGCCUGAUCCAGAGACAGGUUCAGAUCUGUAAGCGCAGCGUGGAGGUGAUGGAUGCGGUGCGUCGUGGAGCCCAGCUGGCUAUAGAUGAGUGUCAGUUUCAGUUUCGCAACCGUCGAUGGAACUGCUCCACUCUGGAGUCGAUGCCUGUGUUUGGGAAAGUGGUCACGCAAGGCACCCGUGAAGCAGCCUUUGUGUAUGCCAUCUCAGCAGCCAGUGUGGCGUUUGCGGUCACGAGGGCCUGCAGCAGCGGGGAGCUGGAAAAAUGUGGUUGUGACCACAAUGUACAUGGAGUCAGUCCAGAGGGGUUCCAGUGGUCAGGCUGCAGCGAUAACAUUGCAUAUGGAGUGGCCUUCUCUCAGUCCUUUGUCGAUGUGAGGGAGAGGAGUAAAGGCCAGUCCUCCAGUCGGGCUCUCAUGAAUCUGCACAACAACGAGGCCGGCAGAAAGGCCAUCCUGUCUCACAUGCGCGUGGAGUGCAAAUGCCACGGCGUCUCAGGCUCCUGUGAGGUGAAGACCUGCUGGAAAGCCAUGCCACCAUUUCGCAAGGUGGGCAACAUCAUCAAGGAGAAGUUUGACGGCGCUACCGAGGUAGAGCAGCGGAAGGUGGGCACGACCAAAAUCCUAGUUCCUCGCAAUUCCCAGUUCAAACCUCACACGGAUGAAGACCUGGUCUACCUGGAACCAAGUCCAGAUUUUUGCGAUUACGAUCCACGCACACCAGGGAUGCUGGGCACGGUGGGUCGCCAGUGUAACCGAACAUCCAAGGCCAUCGACGGCUGUGAGCUGAUGUGCUGCGGCCGUGGCUUCCAGACACAGGAGGUGGAGGUGGUGGACAGGUGCAGCUGUAAGUUCCACUGGUGCUGUUACGUCAAAUGCAAACAGUGCCGUAAAAUGGUGGAGAUUCACACGUGCCGGUGAUGGAGGUGGAGGCACAGAGGGAACUGCUGAUAGACAAAAAAAUGCCCCGUACUCCUGAUCGGCUAAAGGAAAGAGGGAGUAGGGACGACUUGUUUAGUUCCUUCAUAUCCUUAAAUCAUCCCAGCCUCCUACUGCUAUUCAACAGACACAGACUGAUUGCCUGAGAGGUCAAAGGUCAUCCGAUCCUUUAUUUUUUUUGCCACCUUAGUGGACAUCAGUAGAUUAGGCAUGGGAUUUCCUAUAAAGCUACAGUCUGUUUGUUUCUUCUCAAGUAGAGAGCAUCUUUCAGUUCCUGACUCGCUCCCUCACGGUCAUAUUUGGUUUGUCAUUGAUCCUUAUUUUUGUAAUGUUUAACUUAUUUGUUGAGAGUUUUGCUGAGGGGGUUGACAGGGGCAGUUAUAGAAGGACUACAGACAAACCGACGAGUGGAGAUUAUCAUGGACAAACUAGACAAACGGCUAGGCAGUUCGGGGGGUUGGGGGUUGUGUUAAGGAGGAGGGUUGUUGGCCGUCAGCCCUUGUUGCUGCUGCUGCUGCUGCUGCUGCUUCAGGGACUCACUUGGAGACAAAAAUGGAGACUGCGAGUCUGUCACAGGACAGGCUCAAACAACAAAGAGGAACACUUUGUGAAUUGCUUUCUGAGUGUACAUGGCUGCGCUGAGGCUCAUUUGCCUCUGAGUCGCUUAUUUUGCCCUCCGCAACACCCUGAUGCUGCUCUACUCACUCAUCCAGUGUCUUCCUACCAACAGGAGGACGAUGACGGACGUACGAAAGCCACUGUCAGCUGUGUCCUGUUUUUUCAGAAGGCAGGUGAUGGGCAUCGGUCAAACAAAACACUCACACCUGCAUUCACCCACAGCUGCUACCCACAAACACACACCAGAAAGCUUCCAUGAAAAACACUUUCUACGUCAGCUUUGGCGCAUGUCCUCAGCAUCACCCUGUGUGCUCGUUUGGGAAUCGAUGCGGGUUCUGACCUUCUGCUGCACGCUGCCAUCUGCCAAAUGCUAGUCAGCUUAAUGCAAACAACACACAUUCAAGUUAAUACACAGUGACAUCCAUGCAUUUCCAAACAGACAUAAUGUAAAUACACAUUCAGACAUACAAAGAAAGGGGUCUGCCAGAGGGUUGCCGAGCAUGUUCAUCACACAUGAUGACUGAAGCACUUUCUCUCCAAGCGCACAUAGAGCCCUCGCCCUACAGCAACAAACACAAAAUCACAUAACCAAGUGUUCCCUGUUCCUUUCCUAACACGCACACACACACACACUACACACACACAGUUUCCCAUGCCACUUUCAGGACUCUACUGUCAUCUUGUACCACCAUCAUAAAGCCAAGCUUUCCUAUAAUAACUUACUAUCAUCAUAGAGACAUACUGUAGAUCUGUAAAGACUUAUACACUGAAGACUAUACUGCCUAUGAAUGUAUGUUAAUAAUGAAUAUAUGCUGUGUCAAAAAAAGGCUUUUGUCGCUUUUUGUUAUAAAACACGUGUGUGUGUGUGUGUGUGUGUGUGUGUGUGUGGGAGAGAGAGAGAGAGAGGCAGAUAUAAUGGACAAGAAGAUGGAAAGUAAAAGAGUCUCCACCACCAACUCCAAACACACAUACACAGAGCUCUGCUGACAGACAUACACAUAUUUCAAUAAAAUCACCCAUUUCCCGUGUCUUUCAGCUGCAUUAUUAUGUGGCCACAGUUUGCACUGUGCAGUAUUUUGUGUGUGUGCAUGCGUGUGUGUAUGAGUGUGUGAGCAGUACACCCUGAGAUGCUUUCCUGCACCCCUGACACCUAUAAACACAGUUUAUGCACCAUAUAUCAGCACUUAUGCUACAUCAACCAAGGAUGUAUUUCCUGCAGCGUGGGGAAGGCAGUUUUGGGAAGAACCAGAGCAACUGCUCAGAUUUCAAAGCCCGUCUGAUUGGGUUUGGGCUGAAGAAGGAGCACAAGCAGGAACACCAGGCUAGAACAGGGAUUAUAGUGAAAUGCAGACCACAUGGCAUAUGCUUUUUUUUCCUCCUUCUAUCAGUAUCAUGCUACCCAACUGCACCCUUCCAGCUCUGGCUUGCUUGCUCGUUUUUCUCCAAUAUCGUUGACUUAACACUGGUCCCAGUCAGCGCUCCACUCUGCGGAAAACGUAACUCUAACCACUCUCGGAUCUGUCCUUCAUUAAGCCACUGUGAUGGCCCACAUGAGGUAGGUGGUGGUGGCCACACUGAUUGCGAAAGUCUGCAACCAUAUUUGUGUGUGUGU